AUGGCACUUAAUUUUGCUUAUGCUGGUCGUGUUUUAGUUGGUGUUGUUCUGGUUUGGCUACUUCUCAUUUUUUUCAUCGGUGGACCUCUCCUUAAACGAACUGAAGGCGAUUAUAGUUUAAUUAAUAGUGAAAAUGGUGAACUUAUCCUUGCUCGUCUUUCCAGAGCUUCAAGUGAAUUAGAUUCUUUGAGAGCACAGAAUGAAGAGCUUCGAAAUCUUCUUCAAAAUUACAUUCCAUUGGGUCUCCAGCUGAAUAAAGCAUCAGAUCUCCUAAAAGACGGUGGCCUUCCUGGUGAGGCUAACCUACCUAUUCCAGCAUCUCCAGUUUCAGCCUUAGCACCAUUGUCAUCUUCACCGUCUUCAUCUUCAUCCUCAAUCUCUUUAAAUUUAUUUGCAUCCGUACCGAAUCUCAAAUAUGAACAAGCCAGGAGACGUGUCUCCUAUUCUUACAAUGAACUUUGGUUUUUCUUAAAUGAUCAUUUCAAACAUAAUGUAUCUCUUCUCAAGUUUGUCAAUGAACAUCGUGCCAGUUUUAUGUAUGAUUUAGAAUCUCUGUCAGAUCGUGAUUACGAAUGGCGUAAAAAUGAAUUCAAAAAAUUAACCGAAUUGUUCACUAGUGUGGUUGAUAAACUACAAAACCCACCAAACUGCGCUACUGCUAAUAAGUUAGUUUGUCGUUUAAACAAGGGCUGUGGAUUUGGAUGUCAAAUGCAUCAUGUCUCAUAUUGUAUGGUUGUUGCUCUUGCUACAAAAAGAACUAUGAUUCUAGAUUCAAAUAAUUGGCGCUAUGCCCCAAAUCCUAAUGCUCAUGGCUCUAGAGAACCGUCAUGGAACUUGAUAUUUCAACCGCUGAGUAGAACAUGUACAACAGCUGAUGGUAAAACUCACAAACCUUGGUCUGAAGGUGUUACAGCUCAGGUCGUUGAUCUUCCAAUCAUUGAUUCUCUUCGACCGCGAAUGGAUUAUCUACCCCGAGCAAUUCCAGAGCAGAUUUCAGAGAAGCUCAUCACCUUGCAUGGCUCACCAAUUGUCUGGUUUAUGGGUCAAAUUCUUGGUUUCAUUAUGAGACCUUCUCAAGAGAUGAAAAAGUUUCUUGAAAAUGCGAAAAAAAGGUUUAAAUUCAGAAGUCCCAUAAUCGGUAUUCAUGUCCGUCGAACAGAUAAAGUUGGUACUGAAGCAUCGUACCACUCCUUAACAGAAUACAUGAAAUAUGCUGAACAAUAUUUUCAAAAUUUAGAGAUUUAUCAACAACGUUCUGGAAAGAACGAUAAAAUAGAAAGAUUAAUAUAUUUAGCUACAGAUGAUACAAAUAUAUGGCGCGAGGAAAUUAAACCUUUUGAAGAGAAAGGAUUUACUUUCAUCGGAGAUUCACAGAUUGCCCAAUCUGCUGGAUUGACGUCUCGUUAUUCUCUUGAUUCUCUUCGCAAUGUGAUAUUAGAUAUUUGGUUACUUAGUGAAAGUGAUCAUCUAGUUUGUACUUUUAGUUCUCAAGUUUGUCGAUUAGCUUAUGAAUUGAUGCAAACAAGAGGAUUGGAAAAUAAUAUUAAUAAUGAAAAGUCACGCAUCGAUUGGUAUGAUGCAUAUAAUUCACUUGAUGAUAUUUAUUAUUUUGGUGGCCAAAACGCUCACAAUCAAAUUGCAAUUUUAAAUCAUGACCCUGAACCAGGUCAAAUUCCCAUGAAGAUAGGAGACACAAUUGGCAUCGCUGGUAACCAUUGGAAUGGUUGGUCAAAGGGAUUAAAUCGUGUUAACGGUAAAACUGGUCUUUAUCCUGGUUUUAAAGCUGACGAAAAAAUAGACAUUGCCAAAUUUGAAGCUUUUGACAAUAUCGAUACAUAA
Molecule: messenger RNA, 1839 nt
Organism: Tetranychus urticae (two-spotted spider mite)
Lineage: Eukaryota; Metazoa; Arthropoda; Arachnida; Trombidiformes; Tetranychidae
Gene: FucT6
Product: alpha-(1,6)-fucosyltransferase 8
Biological process (GO): protein N-linked glycosylation
Molecular function (GO): alpha-(1->6)-fucosyltransferase activity
Source: RefSeq, marked provisional